AUGGAAGGACAACAGCGCCGUGGACAUCAGCCCUCAAGCAGCACAAGCUCACCAAUGCAGCUCUUCAGCUGGAUGAGGUGGCCUCGCGUGGAGGCCGAGAGGCCCGGGGCUUCCCACGCCCCUGAUGGUUGUCUCCCGAACCGCGUGCUCCUCCGCGAGCUCCUCUGGCACCUGGAGCAGAGGGAGUGCCUGCUCCGCGAGGAGGCCUGGCAUCUGUACCUCUCGAGGGGCGCCCAGGGGUACCGCUGGCCGCCCCCUCGCUCUAUGCCGCGCCCGCUGAUGCCCAGCUCAGAGAGGCGGCAGCUGGAGCGCUUGUGUGCUCGGGUGCCGCCCUCCCACACUGCCGCUGUGCUAUCCAGGUUCCGUGAGGUGUUGGCCACCAACGAGUUCUUGCCUUGGGAGCUGGUGUGCGUCUUCAAGCAGGUGCUGCGGGACUUCCUGGUCAGAGAAGAAGAGGAAGUGCUGAGACCACCACCAGCAUCCAUGCCUUCAGCGCACUGCACGGACUACCGGCUCAGUGGCUGCCCGCAGAGAGAGACUUCCAGCCCUCUCACUGGGGCUGAAGGUGGAGACAGACGCCGGGAGGAGAUCCCAACCAUCUCCAGCUACGUGGACCGUCACCUGAGUGCAGUCUGUCCCUACGCCGUCCACCGGGACUGGAGCCUGCCUUACUGUUACUCUUUUCCUUAUGACCGCCCAGAGGCCUACGGCACCACUUUUUAG
Clupea harengus (Atlantic herring) is the source of this 723-nucleotide messenger RNA. It is a transcript of the gene rd3l, whose product is annotated as RD3 like. Lineage: Eukaryota; Metazoa; Chordata; Actinopteri; Clupeiformes; Clupeidae. The transcript has 4 exons. Bases 1 to 723 code for a protein of 240 amino acids. The record is from RefSeq and is a predicted model, not a curated record.